Molecule: messenger RNA, 1571 nt
Organism: Durio zibethinus
Lineage: Eukaryota; Viridiplantae; Streptophyta; Magnoliopsida; Malvales; Malvaceae
Source: RefSeq, a predicted model, not a curated record
UUAUUUUAAAAGUGAUGUUUAACGAAUUUAAAAUGAAUGGACACUUUCAAUUAUUGAGAGGUCCUACCCUUUGAUCCUCAAAUUCAGUUCAUGUAACCCAAAAGCCUCUCAAAAUUCACGAAAAUGAAAUUUAAAAUACCAUUAUUUUCUUUUAUUUUUCAUUUGAAAAUAUAAACAAAAAGAAAAUUCACAAAGAAAAUGGCACAGCAGAAAGAGAAACAAUUCCUUGAGUGCCACGUCAAUGGGUCCCACUCCAGGUUGUUACUUUAGAAUCGGGCUUCGCAUCUGUUAAAUUGACAAGUGUCAACAUCCGAUCUUCCUCUCUCUCUGUGUGAUAGAACCGCCUCUGCCUUCGCCAUUCCCAGUAACGGACGUUUACUAGAAGCUCAAAACCACCUUCCUACCAUAUAUCUUUUUUUGCUCUUUCGAGUGAAAUAAGAUAAAAUUUUAUUCGGACCAGAAACUCCGACUUUGGUGGCGACUAUUUCGGUGACUCAUUGUCCCACAGCAAAGAAAAAAAAAAAAGAAAAAAGAAACCUCGGAUUUAGACCGAGCGAGUUGCGGUUUGCACCACAUGUUAGUUCCUGAUUCAUAGAGUAAAGAUCUCGUGGUGGCAGUGGAAGUGGGGGCCCAGUCAUGACUGCUGGUGAGGCUAAUCAGUUGAUCUCUGUUCAUCCCAAUGACCUCAAGUUCAUUUUUGAGCUUGAAAAGCAAAGUUUUUGUGAUCUCAAGAUGGUCAACAACACAGAACACCAUGUUGCGUUUAAGGUUAAAACAACUUCACCUAAGAAGUACUUUGUGCGACCAAACACCGGUGUUAUACAGCCUUGGGACUCAUGUGUCAUCAGAGUCACUCUCCAAGCCCAACGGGAAUAUCCUCCAGUUAUGCAAUGCAAAGACAAGUUUCUGCUACAGAGUACUAUUGUGCCUCCAAAUACUGACGUGGAUGAUCUACCAGCAGAUACCUUCAAUAAGGAAAGUGCUAAGGAGAUAGAGGAGUGCAAGCUUAAAGUUUUCUAUAUAUCUCCUUCCGCUCAAGGAAAUUCAGAAGAUGAAGGAUUAAAGAGCUCCACAGAACAAAGCCCUGAUUCAAACUCUGCCGUGCAGCAACUGAAGGAUGAAAGAGAUGCAGCAGUCCGGCAAACACUGCAGCUGCAACAGGAACUGGAUUUUCUGAAGAGGCGAAGACAGCGUCGGAGUGACUCCGGGGGCUUCUCCUUCACAUUCGCAUCCUUUGUGGGACUGAUAGGAAUAAUGGUUGGCUUUCUGUUGAAUCUAUCCUUGUCUUCACCUUCGACAGAGUGAAUAGACAUGUCCUUUACAAGUGUGGAAACAAGCAACUUUGCCGGAUGUCCUGUUGGAUGGAGAGUCAGCCCACUUCCUUUCCUUCCUGUAUAUUUGAUCUUCGCCAUAUUAUGUCUUUGAUCAGCUUGUUUUUCUGAAUGUAUUUUCGUUCAAUUCAUAAGAUUUUCUGAUUGUAUUGUCACGUAUUCUCACAUGACAUUUUUUCAUUAACAUGAAGGUUUAUUAAGAUAUAUAAAAGAUGGGGGCUUUUUUGAAAAUUUGAAAUA